GGAGUUGCUCUGUGACCCAGGCUGGAAUGCGGUGGUGCAAUCUCAGAAACUCACUCUCUACCAAUACGUUACUAUUGCAUUUUCCCAUACCUACAGGACCUCAUGAGCCAUCAAUUUCUUCUAUCCCUUCCACCAUCCUACUUACAGCAGAUAUACAUCUUAUUCAUAGGAAACCAUCUAAUCACCUUCCAGAUGUAAAGCUCUCAACCCUGCCACCCUCCUCCCUGUAAACACCUCUGACUCUAAGCUCUCUCACUCCCCACUGGACCUCUUAGACUCCCUCUCCUCCCAAUUCCAACACAUUUUGGAAGCCCUUUUGCAGGGAACACCUACAUGGUUCAUUAAGGAAAGAUCUUUUUUUUUGAGACGGAGUUUCGCUGUUGUUACCCAGGCUGGAGUGCAAUGGCACAAUCUCGGCUCACCACAACCUCCGCCUUCUGGGUUCAAGCAAUUCUCCUGCCUCAGCCUCCCGAGUAGCUGGGAUUACAGGCGCGCACCACCAUGCCCAGCUAAUGUUUGUAUUUUUAGUAGAGACGGGGUUUCACCUUGUUGACCAGGAUGGUCUUGAUCUCUUGACCUUGUGAUCCACCCACCUCGGCCUCCCAAAGUGCUGGGAUUACAGGCUUGAGCCACCGUGCCCAGCCAUUAAGGAAAGAUCUUUAAAAGAGAUCCAGCAUCUGGUUACCUCAUCGUUGCCAAAACAAACACCUAGAAUCCAAUGCUCCCCACCCCGUACUACCUCUGAACAGGCAGAACUACCUCUCAACAGGCAGAACUUGUUACCCUAACCAGGGCCCUCACCCUAACAAAGGGAGAGGGUUAACAUUUACACCAAUUCCUGGCCGGACAUGGAGGCUCAUGGAGUUUCACUUUUGUUGGCCAUGCUGGAGUGCAAUGGCAUGAUCUCAGCUCACUGCAACCUCUGCCUCCUGGGUUCAAGCAAUUCUCCUGCCUCAGCCUCCUGAGUAGCUGGGAUUACAGGCAUGCGCCACCACGCCCAGCUAAUUUUGUAUUUUUAGUAGAGACGGGGUUUCUCCAUGUUGGUCAGGCUGGUCUCAAUCUCUGGACCUCAGGUGAUCUGCCUUCCUGGACCUCCUAAAGUGCUGGGAUUACAGCGACUUUUAAAGAUUUGCAGUGACUUUUAAAGACAAUGCAAAACUCCUCCCAAUGUUACAAUAUCAUUCUAUUCCCACCAGCAAUGUAAGAAGGUUUAGUUUUGUUCAUAUUUCUUUCAACACUUGUUAGAGUCUUUUUUUUUUCAAGACCGUGUUUCACUCUUGUUGUCCAGGCUGAAGUGCAAUGGUGAGAUCUCUGCUCACUGCAGCCUCCGCCUCCCGGGUUCAAGAGAUUCUCCUGCCUCAGCCUGCCGAGUAGCUGAGAUUACAGGCGCCCGCCACCACACCCCCUAAUUUUUGGAUUUUUAGUAGAGACGGGGUUUCAACAGGGGGCCAGGCUGGUCUCAAACUCCUGACCUCAGGUGAUCCACCUGCCUCAGCCUCCCAAAGAGCUGGGAUUACAGGCGUGAGCCACCACGCCACGCCAUGUCAUUUUUAUUACAACCCUUCUAAUGGUAUGAAAUGUGGCUUCAAUUCGCAUUUCUCUCACAGCCAAUGAUGCUGAAUGCUUAAUGUACCCAUUGCUCACUGUGUAUCUUCCUUGAUGUCUUUUCAAAUCUUCUGCCCAUUUAAUGAGGUUCUCUUCUCAAAGUCUUUUUUUUUAAACAGCUUAUUGAGCUAUAAUUCACAUACCAUAUAAUUCACCCAUUUUGCACUAUUCAAUGAUUUUGGCACAUUAUUUUUAACUGUGGUAAACUACACGUUAAAUAAAAUGUAUGGAGCCCCUUUUUUUCGGGCCGAGCUCCUGCACUAGAGGCCAGUAGAACCGCCCAAAGCGGAACCGAGUCACCCGCGCUGGCUGCCACCGACCGGAAGGGACACGGGCAGCUCUCAAAACUGCGGAGGCGCAGACCGUCCACGCGGGACAGGGGAAGUUCCCGCCCGUUCCCCCGCCGCCCACCCGGACGCCGACUUAAGCCAGCGAGCUCCACACCGUCAGGUCCCUGGAAUUGUGAUCCCGACCACUGGACGCGUUUCCCGCUUUACCCUCCUCUGCGCGGGCAGGGAGGGAGACGCCGGCCCAGGCUGCAGUUUCUACCUCAGAAACGGAAACAAAACACCGCCUUCUGCUUCCUUUUUCCUUAGGGAAAAAAAAAAACCGCCUAGGACGAAGUCUAGGACCCCGACCACGACCCCCGACUCUCCGGGGCAGGAGGGGACCGGACCUGGCACAGCCUCGGCUCCGCCCCUCGCCCCAGCGGACCACAGAGGGGCGGCCUUUGCCGCCCAGAGACACUUCCUAGAGCGGCCCGGAAGUGUCCCUAGGAGCGCUUCCGGGAAUUAGGCCCUCUUUUGGCUGCAUCGGCUGGGCUUUGCUGGCGCCAGGCAUCUGCAUCUGGGACCGACCUCCUGGGCUGGCUGAUCAAGGAGGAAGCAGCAGCAAUGUCUGCUGUGGGGGCUGCAGCUCCUUACCUGCAUCAUCCUGGUGAUAGUCACAGUGGCCGAGUGAGUUUCUUGGGGGCCCAGCUUCCUCCAGAGGUGACAGCCAUGGCCCGGCUACUAGGGGACCUAGACAGGAGCACAUUCAGAAAGUUGCUGAAGCUUGUGGUCAGCAGCCUGCAGGGGGAGGACUGCCGAGAGACUGUGCAGCGUGUUGGAGUUAGCGCCAACCUGCCGGAGGAGCGGCUGGGUGUCCUGCUGGCAGGCAUGCACAUGCUGCUCCAGCAAGCCCUCCGUCUGCCCCCUACCAGCCUGAAACCCGAUACCUUCAGGGACCAGCUCCAGGAGCUCUGCAUCCCCCAAGACCUGGUUGGGGACUUGGCCAGUGUGGUAUUUGGGAGCCAGCGGCCCCUCCUUGAUUCUGUGGCCCAACAGCAGGGGGCCUGGUUGCCCCAUGUUGCUGACUUUCGGUGGCGGGUGGAUGUGGCAAUCUCCACCAGUGCCCUGGCUCGCUCCCUGCAGCCGAGCAUCCUGAUGCAGCUGAAGCUGUCAGAUGGGUCAGCAUACCGCUUCGAGGUCACCACAGCCAAGUUCCAGGAGCUGCGGUACAGCGUGGCCCUGGUCCUAAAGGAGAUGGCAGAUCUGGAGAAGAGAUGUGAGCGCAGACUGCAGGACUGAGCCCUCAUUUGACUUGUCCCAUUCAGGUCAGGCUUGGACAGGCGCCUCAGAUGGUGCCAAAGUGCAGCUGACUGUUUCCAGGACAGCCCUGCCCUUCCCAUGAGGCAGGCUCUUCAGUGAGAGUUUAAAUGUAAUUAUGUAAUUUUCUGUUUAAUUGAAAAAGAGAGCUAUGCCUUUUUUUUCUUUUUUGGAAGUAAAGCGGCUAUAAACAACAUGUUUCUCUAGGUGGGUGUUAAACCUCACACCCUCCUCUUCCCUGUAUAUUUGUCUUUGCUGCUGGGUGUGGCCAUAUGUGGCCAGUUGAGGCCCUUCAUAGACACCAUACAAUUGCUUAGCCUGGCCCCAUGUAGCUGGGUACUUUUGUAGAUUUUGUAUUUCAGGUUGGGCAUUUUUAUUCUUCUGCCUUAAAUCCCUGACCUCACAGAGCUGAUGUUCUAGUGGGGCUGAAGGGAGGGGAAACAUUAUAAAAUAAACAAUAAAAAUUAA
Messenger RNA from Callithrix jacchus (white-tufted-ear marmoset), 3659 nucleotides. It is a transcript of the gene COMMD5, whose product is annotated as COMM domain containing 5. Gene Ontology annotation, cellular component: nucleus. NCBI's taxonomy places the organism in Eukaryota, Metazoa, Chordata, Mammalia, Primates, Cebidae. The record is from RefSeq and is a predicted model, not a curated record.